This is a messenger RNA of Anoplopoma fimbria (sablefish), 8782 nucleotides long. RefSeq names its product calcium channel, voltage-dependent, N type, alpha 1B subunit, b (gene cacna1bb). Gene Ontology annotation, biological process: chemical synaptic transmission; calcium ion import across plasma membrane. Bases 16 to 7278 code for a protein of 2420 amino acids. The transcript is spliced from 52 exons. Gene Ontology annotation, molecular function: high voltage-gated calcium channel activity. Gene Ontology annotation, cellular component: membrane; neuronal cell body; voltage-gated calcium channel complex. The record is from RefSeq and is a predicted model, not a curated record. NCBI's taxonomy places the organism in Eukaryota, Metazoa, Chordata, Actinopteri, Perciformes, Anoplopomatidae.
GACGGUCUGCGCCAGAUGGUCAGGAAGCACGAAACCCUGAACAGCACGCCAUGGCCCCGCGGAAUGGCUCGAUUCUCAGAAGAUCUGCCCACCCGCUAUGGAGGAGGUGCAGGCAGUGGCGGAGGGAGAGGAGGACCGGGCGCCGGCAGAGGGGGUGCCCGGGGAGGUGGCGCUCCGGGUGGCCAGAGGGUGUACAAGCAGUCGAUGGCCCAGAGAGCCCGGACAAUGGCCAUCUACAACCCGAACCCUGUCAAACAAAACUGCCUCACGGUCAACCGCUCCCUCUUCAUCUUCCGGGAGGACAACCUCAUCAGGAAGUAUGCAAAGCGAAUAACAGAGUGGCCUCCAUUUGAGUACAUGAUCCUCGCUACAAUUAUCGCCAACUGCAUCGUCUUGGCCCUGGAGCAGCAUCUGCCUGCCAGCGACAAGACACCCAUGUCAGAACGCCUGGACGACACAGAGCCCUACUUUAUUGGAAUAUUCUGUUUCGAGGCUGCCAUUAAGAUCAUCGCCCUGGGCUUUGCAUUUCACAAAGGCUCCUACCUCCGCAACGGCUGGAAUGUAAUGGACUUCGUGGUCGUCCUCACGGGAAUCCUGGCCACGGUGGGUUCGGACUUUGACCUGCGAACACUGCGAGCCGUGAGAGUGCUGAGACCCCUGAAACUUGUGUCAGGAAUCCCAAGUCUCCAGGUGGUAUUGAAGUCCAUUAUGAAAGCCAUGGUUCCUCUGCUCCAGAUCGGCCUGCUGCUUUUCUUCGCCAUCGUCAUGUUUGCCAUCAUCGGGGUGGAGUUCUACAUGGGCAAAUUCCACACCACCUGCUUCAAGAUAGAGACUGGUGAGAGAGCAGCAGACUGGCCUUGUGGUCUGGAGCCUCCUGCCAGGUUGUGUCCCAACGGGACCCAGUGCAGAGAGUACUGGACUGGACCCAACUUUGGCAUCACCAACUUUGACAACAUCCUGUUUGCCGUGCUUACUGUGUUCCAGUGCAUCACCAUGGAGGGUUGGGUGGACAUCCUCUACAGCACCAAUGAUGUAGCAGGAAACACCUGGAACUGGCUCUACUUCAUCCCUCUCAUCAUCAUCGGUUCCUUCUUCAUGCUCAACCUGGUGCUCGGUGUCCUCUCCGGAGAAUUUGCCAAAGAAAGAGAGCGUGUGGAGAAGAGGCAAGAGUUCCUGAAGCUCCGGAGGCAGCAGCAGAUCGAGAGAGAGCUCACCGGGUAUUUGGAGUGGAUCUGCAAAGCAGAGGAGGUGUUGCUGGAAGAGGAGGAUGAGAUUGCAGAGGAGAAGUCCCCGCUGGAUGGUGCGUGGUACAAAAGGAAACAAAACCUUCCAGUCCUGAAAAGAGGCAAAGUCAAGAAAGGUAAAAACGACCUGAUCGGCGCUGAGGAGGGAGAGGAUCCUUUUGCAGACAUAUCCUCUAUCCCUCCUCCUGGCUCUCCUUUUGGCCGGGCCAGCAUGAAGAGCAGCUGUAAGAUGGAUAACUCCUCUUACUUCAGGCGUAAGGAGAAGAGGACCCGCUUCUUCAUCCGCCGCAUGGUGAAAGCUCAGAGCUUCUACUGGAUCGUUCUGUGUCUGGUGGGCCUCAACACUCUGUGUGUGGCCAUAGUCCACUACGACCAGCCCGAAUGGCUCACAACGGCCCUCUACACAGCCGAGUUUGUGUUCCUGGGUUUGUUUCUGACUGAGAUGUCCUUGAAGAUGUACGGCCUCGGAGCGAGGAAUUAUUUCCACUCCUCCUUUAACUGCUUUGAUUUUGGGGUGAUUGUGGGAAGUAUUUUUGAGGUGAUCUGGGACAUGAUUAAACCAGGGGCCUCGUUUGGAAUCAGUGUGCUGAGAGCUCUGCGACUGCUCAGGAUAUUCAAAGUCACCAAAUAUUGGAACUCGUUGAGGAACCUCGUGGUGUCCCUCCUUAGUUCCAUGAAAUCCAUCAUCAGCUUGCUCUUCCUCCUCUUCCUCUUCAUCGUGGUCUUUGCUCUGCUGGGCAUGCAGCUCUUCGGAGGACAGUUCAACUUUGAAGAUGAGACGCCAACAACAAACUUUGAUACAUUCGCAGCAGCCAUCCUCACUGUUUUCCAGAUUCUGACUGGCGAGGACUGGAACGCCGUGAUGUACCACGGAAUCGAGUCCCAAGGUGGCGUUCGUCGAGGCAUGUUCUCCUCCGUCUACUUCAUCGUACUCACGCUCUUUGGAAACUACACCCUCCUGAAUGUCUUCUUGGCUAUCGCUGUCGAUAACCUCGCUAAUGCACAGGAGCUGACUAAGGAUGAAGAGGAGCAGGAGGAGGCAGCCAAUAAGAAGCUUGCCCUGCAGAAAGCUAUGGAGGUGAAAGAAGUCAGCCCGAUAUCUGCAGCCAACAUCUCAAUUUCUGCUUUUGUAAAGCAAAAUCGAGAUGAAUUCUCUCGCAGGUCGUCCAUCAACAGCAUUCAGUCACCUAAGGAGCAGCAGCGCUCAGCAAAGGCCAUGUCAGUGUGGGAGCAGAGGACCAACCAGCUACGGAGACACAACAUAAGGUCGAGCAACGAGGCUUUGUUCAACGAGCUCGACCCGGACGAGUGCCUCCAGAGGGGCUCCACCCUCCAUCUGCACCCGGACAUGAAGACUCACCUGGACCGGCCGCUGGUGGUGGAGGCCAAGAACGGGGACAAACCCAGCAGGUCUCCCGAAGGAUCGUGGGAGGAAUUUGGGGAUCCCCGGAAGGACGGGAUGGGAGACAACUUCCACACACACUCCAGGAAGCACCACCGGCACCGCGAAAGGAACGGGGAGAGCCGGGACGGAGGCGAAAGCCGGGGAGGGAGGCACCACACCCAUCACAGCCGGAGCAGAGAUCACAACACUGAAGGUGACCAGAUGAGAGAGAGGAGAGGGGAGAGCAGCCACAGCCGAGACGGAGGGCAGGGACACAGGCACCACCACCAGGCCGGCUCCCCUGAGGAGGAGGCCAGUGACUCUCGAGGAGGAGAAGAGAGGGGGCACCGCCACCAUCACUCCCAUCGUCCACCAAAAGAAGGAAACGGGCUGAUGGCAAAUGGUGCACAAGGAGAGCGCAGGGGGAGGGGCGGAGGAGGAGGGGACAGUAAUGGAGAGAGGAAGGGACGCUGCUCUCGUAUGGUCAGAGCUCAGUCCACUCUGGAUGGAGACGACUUUAAGAGGAACAAGAAUGGAACCAAAGGUCACAGGGAGAGGCAUCCUGAUUCUGAGGAAGACGGCUUUGCCUCCAGUCCUCUGCAGCCAAUGAGGAGUAGCCUGAGUCUUGGCGAAAAGCAAGAGGAUGCUGACAACCAGAAGAACUCCACCAGGGCCAGCCAGGCCGGCCUCAACAGCAACACCAUCCACAUCCCUGUCACUAUCACCGGCCCACCAGGAGAAACCACCAUCAUACCCAUGAACAAUAUUGACUGCGACAACUUUGGACUCAGUGAGGAGAAGAAAGACCUGGAGGAGGAGGAGGCAGCUAAUGGGCCUCGGCAGAUCCUUCCCUACAGCUCCAUGUUCAUCUUCGGGCAAACAAAUCCUGUGCGGCGGCUGUGUCACUACGUGGUCAACCUACGCUACUUUGAAAUGUGCAUCCUGAUGGUCAUAACCAUGAGCAGCAUCGCCCUGGCAGCCGAGGACCCAGUGCAAGCCAACGCACCGCGCAACAACGUUCUCAAGUAUCUGGACUAUGUCUUUACUGGGGUCUUCACUUUUGAGAUGGUGAUUAAGAUGAUUGACUUGGGACUGCUCCUCCAUCCUGGCGCUUAUUUCCGUGACCUCUGGAACAUUCUGGACUUCAUUGUGGUCAGCGGAGCUCUGGUUGCCUUUGCCUGCUCGAGCCUCAUGGGAUCGCAACAAAGCGUGACCAGAGGGACGAAAGGCAAGGACAUCAACACCAUCAAGUCCCUGAGGGUCCUCCGAGUCCUGCGGCCACUCAAGACCAUUAAACGGCUUCCCAAGCUGAAGGCGGUGUUCGACUGUGUUGUGAACUCUCUGAAGAACGUUCUCAACAUCCUCAUUGUCUACAUGCUCUUCAUGUUCAUCUUCGCUGUUAUCGCUGUGCAGCUCUUUAAGGGCAAAUUCUUCUACUGCACUGACGAGUCCAAGGGUCUGGAGAAAGACUGCAGGGGUCAGUUUCUGGACUACGACAGGGAUGACGUGGCCGCUCAGCCCAGAGAGUGGAAGAAGUACGAGUUCCACUACGACAAUGUUCUCUGGGCUUUCCUCACGCUAUUCACGGUGUCAACGGGGGAGGGCUGGCCACUGGUCCUGAAGCACUCAGUGGACGCCACGUAUGAGGACGAGGGCCCCAGCCCAGGCUUCCGCAUGGAGACAUCCAUCUUUUAUGUGGUCUACUUCGUGGUGUUCCCCUUCUUCUUUGUCAACAUAUUUGUGGCUUUGAUCAUCAUCACCUUCCAGGAGCAGGGAGACAAGGCCAUGUCGGAGUGUAGCCUGGAGAAGAAUGAGAGGGCUUGUAUUGACUUUGCCAUCAACGCCAAGCCACUGACGAGAUACAUGCCGGAGAAUAAGCAGUCCUUCCAGUACAGGAUGUGGAAGUUUGUGGUGUCGCCCCCGUUUGAGUACGCCAUCAUGACUUUAAUAGCUCUCAACACAGUCGUGCUGAUGAUGAAGUUCUACGGAGCUCCAGACCUUUACGAGUCCAUGCUGAAGUACUUGAACAUCAUCUUCACAGCCCUCUUCACACUGGAGUGCAUCCUUAAGAUUAUUGCCUUCGGUCCGCUGAAUUACCUGAAAGCAGCCUGGAAUGUGUUUGACUUUGUGACUGUGCUUGGAAGCAUCACAGACAUCUUGGUCACAGAGAUUAAGACGGACAAGAUGAUCAACCUGAGUUUCCUGAGGCUGUUCAGAGCAGCUCGUCUCAUCAAGCUACUGCGGCAGGGCUACACCAUCCGCAUCCUGCUGUGGACCUUUGUUCAGUCCUUCAAGGCCCUGCCGUAUGUCUGCCUGCUCAUUGCCAUGCUGUUCUUCAUCUAUGCCAUCAUUGGAAUGCAGGUGUUUGGAAACAUCGAGCUGAAUGAGGAGACGGCAAUAAACCACCACAACAACUUCCAGACUUUUUUCCAAGCCUUGACUCUUCUCUUCAGGAGUGCGACAGGCGAGGCGUGGCAUGAGAUCAUGUUAGCUUGUCUCAGUAACCGGCCGUGUGAUAGGCUCUCAGGAACCGUGGGGAAGGACUGUGGGAGUGACUUUGGUUACUUCUACUUCGUCUCCUUCAUCUUCCUCUGCUCCUUCCUGAUGUUGAACCUGUUUGUCGCUGUCAUUAUGGACAACUUUGAGUAUCUGACGAGAGACGCCUCCAUCCUUGGGCCUCAUCACCUUGACGAAUUCAUCCGCGUGUGGGCAGAGUACGACCCUGCAGCCUGUGGGAGGAUAUGCUAUCAGGAUAUGUACAAAUUGUUGCGUUUUAUCUCGCCUCCCCUGGGCCUGGGGAAGAAGUGCCCUAACAGGGUGGCUUAUAAGCGAUUGGUGAGGAUGAACAUGCCCAUAGCUGAAGACAGGACGGUGCAUUUCACCUCCACACUGAUGGCCUUGAUUCGCACAGCCCUGGAGAUCAAACUGGCAUCUGGCGUCUUGGCGCAACAUUUGUGCGACGCUGACCUGAAGAGGGAGAUAAACCGAGUCUGGCCCAGCCUGUCGCAGAAGACUGUGGACCUGCUGGUGACGCCACCUAAAUACAAUGAGCUGACUGUGGGAAAAGUCUAUGCAGCUCUAAUGAUCUUUGACUACUAUAAGCAAACUUGUGCCAAGAGACUCCAGCAGCAGCAUACAGGGGGACACCAGAGUAAACUGGGGGCGUUGUUCCGUCCUAUGCUGCCCCUCACUCACAUACAGGAAGUAGAGCCCCCGAUCUGCAGCCCCAAACAGCCUCUCCCACCUCAGCCUGAGCCAGAACCCAAGCCAGAAACACUGCCGUCUACUGCCAUUAUCUCGGUUAACAUGGACAGGAUACUAAACCAGAGGAGUGGCAUCAAACAUUCCCAGUCAGGAGAUGUCUCUCAGGCAGCACAACAGAGGCCCAAAGUACGGAGGAAACUACAGAGAGGCCAGUCAGAGGAUGUGCCAUAUUCCACCAGACCUCAGGAAUACGUUGAACUGAAGCAGGUGGAGAACAUAUCAGACACAGAGGGAUAUCCGAGCCUAGAAGGCCACUGCAGAGCGGCUUCUCUGCCACGACUCAACGCUGAGUACUACCGGAGCCACCCUCGCCACGCCCCUGGGACCCACCUGGCACCGAUCGUUGACCUCAGUCCUAUCAGGCGCUCGGCAUCCUCGCUGACGCCGCAGCACCACCAGGAGGACGGUCUAAGGGAGUAUGACCUGGAACGGCCUGGUUUGGCCCAGUCCUCAAUGGGGCCAGGCCAAGUCGAGGGCCAGGACAGAGCCCACCACCAUCACCACCACCACCGCUGCCACAGACGGAGGGACAAGGACAAAGAUAAGAAGCAGAAGUCCCUGGAUAGAGCUGGAUCAGUGCAGCCGUCCAGCACUGUUGACUCGUUCACCGACCCUUCAGCUGAGGGUUUGUCCAGAGAACGGGCGAGGGAGCGGGAUCGCAGCCGGCCUCAUGAGAGGAGGCACCACUCCUCAGCAGGAGAGAAGCAGCGCUACUACUCCUGCGAGCGUUACGGCAGCAGGGAGCAGUGUCACACCAAGUCAGCCGGGCCCAGUCGAUCCACGUCUCCGGGAGACGGACAGGACGCUGUUUUCCUCAAACAGUAUGGUAGCAGUGCGGUCAAAGCUGGCCUUGUAACGCUCCCCUCUGGUUCAAGCACUCCGGGCCGCGGUCGCAGGCAGCUCCCACAGACGCCCCUAACCCCUCGUCCUGCAGUGACCUACAAGACCACCAACUCCUCGCCUCUCCAGUCCGGUGCCAGCACCGCCGCGACGGGACACCAGACUCGCUUCAGCCGUGGCCUUUCAGAGCACGAACGCUUACACUGGGGCCACGACGAGUCCCCAAUACCGGUCACCCGCAUCGGUUCGGACCCUAAUUUAAACCGUCAGUCGCAGUUCGCCUCGCAACACACCCUCCAUGAAGAGGACUUCCAGGACACUGUGAGCAGCCACGGAGGGGGACGCUCCGCCAGAACCACUGCCUCCACCACAGCUUCAACUUCAAAUGGAACCGCCACUGCAUCUGCCACAGCGGCCAGCGCGCAGGGGAGGGCAGGGGGGGUUCCCAACGGGUACCACUUCACCCUGGGGGUCAACUCUGCAUCCGGGCCUGGGAGCCGAGGAACCGGAAGCCUCAGGGAGAGGGACGAAGAGGACUGGUGCUAACCGAGGACUGGCAGCUCGUCAGUGUUGUACAGCGCUCAUGUCAGGUCCAAGGAGCUGAUGGGAAUAGAAGCAAAGAUAUCGAGGAAAAAGCCAGUGGAAAGUGCUGUAAAAGGGGAUCAGAAAUCAUUCCAGCUUUCUAGUGUUACUCUACUUUUUUUAUACAAAAAACUUUUAAGGAAAAAAAAAACACACUGAUGACUCUUUCUAUCCCCUUUACUUGCACUGAAAUCAUAGCACCUGUGAAGACCCUUAAGUAUUUUUGCCUUGACCAUUGAAAUCAGUGAUGGAGCAGAUGAUAAACGCCAAAACCUCCUCAUUCUUUGAGUGAAACUAUGAAGUGUGUUUCAGACUGAUCUGAAUGCCACAGUCCUGGUGUUAACACGGCUGCUCACAACACUGUUUUUAUUUUUGUAUGCUUCAUUUUGUUUGUGGUGCCAUGUGGUUGAGAGAAGAGUUUCAACUUGAUCAUAUUGAUGCUUUUACCAAAUUAUCUUUUCUUCAUCAGCUUUUACUUUGGGGUAAUCACCAAAUUCUGACCAGAGCAGAUUAUUAGGAGCUAUUUAACAUUGGUCUUAAACUUCCUCCAAGUCAACUAAGGGACACAGUGAGUAAUGUGACAACAAUAAAACAAAUGGAGGGGUUAGAACUGAACUAAAGCCCAGUUUUCAUGAUCACACUUUUUGUAAAUUGUACCACAUGUACAUUUUUGGAGUGCACAUAGGGACGAGAUAACUCUUUCUGACGUUAUGUGGCUGAAUACUAAGUGCCUCGUUUUUGCAAGAUGUAUUAAGAUGCAGCCCUGUCAGAUGGACUUGAAUAUACAGUAGGGGAUAUAAGUAAUUACACGGAUGAGAAAAGGUGUAGAGAACAAAGUUUGAAUCUGGUAUAAUGAACAGAAUGCAAAAAAAAAAACUAAGACUUUUUGUACUGAAUCUUGUUGUAGGUGUGUCAGAAUUACAGAUCCAAAGUAAGCAAUGUAGUGCAUGCCGGGCUCUUGAACUUGUCAAAAAAUAGUGUCUGUACUUUUGCUUAAGGGUGUGUGGUGAGCAUUUGCCUUUCUCUUUCAAAUAUACUGCCAGCCAGUUGGUAGAAAUGGUUUCUGAAUGCAGAAAAGUGCCAUUUUUCUUUUUUUCUAAUCCACAAAUAUUCUGCCUCCUCAAGCAUACAGUGUAUAUCUCAUCUCCGCCAUAUUUGCCCAAAUUUCACGGGUUUCCUUUCUUCUUAACUCUUUCCUCUGAGAGCAGUAUUGUGUGAGGGUUUGUUGGAGAGGUUACCUGUUUGUGUAUUCACAGGUACAAUAAAGAGUUGUGUUGUUGCCGCAGACUGUUGACUUGAAAUAGGGCUAUGCAACAAGACGACACUUCAUCUGCCCCUGUAGCUUUACCCUCUGGAAUCUCCAGGUUCAGGCUUUAGUGUGACUGCGACCAAAUUUUACAUAUAUGUAUGAAGAGUUGUAAAUUGUAAAUGUAUCUUAUGAUGUACAGUUAACUGACAACACACACUG